GCCUAAACAUAACCUCUAAUACUAUUUUUAUUUUUAAUGAUGGUGAUAAAUACAUUAAUUAUUCAAGUUAAAUUGAACGAGAGAGUGAUUUUUUCAGUUGAUUGUCACCUAGUACCAUGAACAUUCUACCGAAGAAAAGAUGGCACGUCAGAACCAAAGAGAACAUAGCAAGAGUUCGCAGGGACGAGGCAAAGGCUGCUGAGGAAGAAAAGGCUCGUGAGCAACGAGCUAAGCUUGCAGAGCAAGAGGCACGAACUAAUUUAUUGAGAGCAAAGGCUCGUGCAGUUUACGAUGGCCGAGACACUAAACCUGAAACCAGUCAGUCAAGUGAAACAAGCAGCAAAGGCGGACAUAUAAACUUCUUCCAAGAAAUUGAAGACGGCCUUAUAGCUUUCACUGGAACAAAUAAAGAAUAUGAAAAUGAGAAAAAAGAAGAGAAGGAAAAGUAUGAAAAACAGAUAGGUUACUUGACAUAUUUAGGCCAAGAUACAGUAGAAGCUACAGGAAAUAUUUCAUGGUGGAACAAAACCCCUGACAGACUUUUACCAGAAGCAGAGAAGAAGAAACUGGUAGAUAAAGAAAUGCAUGUAAAAUCCAAACAACUCAUCGAUCCUUUGAAUAGUUUCAGAAGGUAUCUUGGGAUGUCUUCAGGACCAAAAAAAGAAAUAGCACAAAAAGAAGUUACCCUAAAAAAUAAAUACACCUCACCGCUUAAAACUGAAAUACAAUCAUCUAAUAAGUUGAAAAGAAAAAGGGAAGAUGAGGACAGUGAAAGUAAAAGGAAUAAACACAAAAGAAAAAAAUCUAAAAAGCAUAAACGUUCCAAAUCAAAAGAGAAAGCACACCGUAAGAAAAAACAUAACAAACAUUCAUCCGACCAUGAAAGUGACAGUAGUAACAAUGAAGAAUUGCCACAACAACCAAAAUCUAACUUGGAAGAGCUAAGAGCUAAACGAAUUCAGAGAGAGCAACAAGAAAAACUUAGAGCUGAAAGGGUUUUGGCAAAGUUGAGAGGCGAAUCUCUACCUGAAGAUAAACCACCUGAACCUGUUAUACAACAGAAAUACAGUUCUCAGUUCAAUCCACAUUUGGCUAAACAAAAUUUUGAGCAAGAAAGAACUUAUAGGAGGUAACAAUGAUUGUUUGGUUUUGAUGUAAAAAAAGUGUAUAUUCUGUAAAUACAAUUAAAUUAAUUUAAA
Molecule: messenger RNA, 1199 nt
Organism: Macrosteles quadrilineatus (aster leafhopper)
Lineage: Eukaryota; Metazoa; Arthropoda; Insecta; Hemiptera; Cicadellidae
Product: leukocyte receptor cluster member 1
Exons: 3
Coding region: 117-1133 (338 amino acids)
Source: RefSeq, a predicted model, not a curated record